AUUAUGGCUAUAACUGGUGGGGCAGUGGAAACUCUGGAUGAAAUCCCAGCUCCCGUGUGGAAAGGUUUGCCGGACUGUUUGAGUCUUGGACCUUCUGCUAUAAAUCAGAACCGCAUCGGUGUCUGGGCCACACAGGUCAUUCCUAAAGGCAAGAGGUUCGGCCCGUUUGUCGGAGAGAAGAAAAAGAGGUCCCAGGUGACGAGUAAUGUUUACAUGUGGGAGGUUUAUUUCCCAGCUCGGGGAUGGAUGUGUGUUGACGCCACAGACCCCAUGAAGGGGAACUGGCUUCGAUAUGUGAACUGGGCGCGCUCCAGUGAAGAGCAGAAUCUUUUCCCUUUAGAGAUCAACAGAGCCAUUUACUACAAAGUUUUAAGGCCUAUCGGGCCGGGAGAGGAGCUGCUGGUGUGGUACACUGUGGAAGACAACCCUGAGAUAACAGCUGCACUGGAGGAAGAAAGAGCCAGCAGUCUGAACAGGAAAAACUCACCCAGGGCAAAGCGAGCCAGAAGAAAGUUACUGGAGAGAGCCAGACAGGCUGGUUUGGGCAGAUUCAAGAGAACAAGUGUAACUGAACCUACUGUUAAGGAAAUGUGGGAUGGGGAAGAAGGUCUUAAGGAGGAGGAUAGGAGGCCAUCAACCCUUGGGCCCUCACAAGAACUCCAGGAAACCCAUCCCACAAAAAGCACCAACUACAGAGAUGUGGACGACAUGUCAGCAGUGAUGACAGACAGGGGAAACAAUGAGCAGGAGGAAGAUGAGGAAGAGGAAGAAGUGGAGGGGGUUGCUGAUGAUUUGGAGGAACCAAAAGUACAUCGGCAGACUGUUCAGCAUUCACAUUCGACUGAUUUAAUGCAAAAUAAGCUGACAUGUGGUGAAGAGAGUCUUAAGGGUUGGCAGGGAAAGACAGAGUCUUCCUCACUUGCUGGGCAAGAACUAGAGGUUGAUCCUGAUCUUGACCUUGACCCCGACCCUGAUGGUGACCUUGAGGUGGAUCACCACGGAGAGUCAUAUCCCUGUCAGCACUGUGAGCGCCGCUUCUCCACCAGACAGGGCCUGGAACGUCACAAUCACAUUCAUGCCAUCACUAACCAGCAAACACAACUGUUCAAGUGUCGGUACUGCAGUAAGUCCUUUGGUUCACAGGUGGGGAGGCGGAGGCAUGAGAGAAGACAUGAGAGUGGGCCUAAAAAAAGGCCUGGCUCGCUGGCCGGGACUGCUGGUCUGCUUAGUUCUGUGUUGCAGACUGACGGUUCAAGUCCAGACUGCACAAGUCCAACGAGUCACUAUAUAGCCAUAGGGUCUCAGUUUACUGGAGGAUCCUUGCACAAAUCUGAGAUGCAGAGAAAGGAAUUGGGGCUUCAUGUCGACCGUCCCUUUAUGUUGGAUGAAAAUGGGGAGUCUAAGGAACUCCACCCCUGCAAGUACUGUAAUAAAGCAUUUGGUACACAUACCAACAUGCGCAGACAUCAACGCAGAAUACAUGAACGACACUUGUUACCAAAGGGAGUUCGCAGGAAAGGCAUGCUGCUGCAAGAGGCUUCUGCACAACAGCAGCCUGAUGAGUCCCCCAACACCAGCCCUCCGCCUGUUUACGUGCCCAGUGCGGACACGGAAGAUGAGGUAGACAGGGAUGAUUACGUCGUUGACAUAUCCAAAAACAUCUCGGAGAAUUUGAGCUUCUACAUUGAUGGUAAGAUUGUAUCCACCAGUACGGUGAGCAGCUGUGAGGUGAUAGAGGUGGACUCCAGAUCUGCAGCGCUGUUUGGUCUGGACACGGUCAUCAUCAGUCCAAAUCAGAUCAGCCAGGCACUGAAGGUGGAGGGUAGAACCAGUGCUGCAAAGCAAGUCUCUAACAUUGGCCAGCCAGCAGGGAAAAGAAGAACAUCUACCCCCCCACUUGUUCCCAACCUGAAAGUGGAAACAGAAACUUCAUCUUUCACAGCCUCUUCUUCGUCGUCAUCAUCCUCUACAUCUUCCUCGUCUAACUUGUUAAUGGGAGGACUAUUCCAACAAGCUGCAGAUUCAUCAACAUUUCAGCGAGAGAAAACAGUUUAUUUGUCACCUAAGCUCAAGCAGCUCCUUCAGACACAAGACAUUCAAAAAUCAACAAUUACUCUGAUAACAGAAAGCCAUAGACUGGCCUCCCCGCUGUCAGUCACGCCCUUGCCAGGAGUUUCAGGAAGGUUCAAAAGAAGAACAGCCUCUCCCCCAUCUUCUCCACAACUCAGUCCUGCAUGUAAAACAGAGAGCUGUAAAGCGGAGGUCACGAGCUCAUUCACCCUUAAGGUGCCAAAGUUAGAAAGCCGCGGCGCAUCACCUCCUGGGAGCCUGAUGGACAAGGAGGAUGCAGACAGCCUGAGCCUUACUGGAAAUAAUAUUCACAGCCAAACUUCCAGCAGUGGUGGUAAUUCCUGUAAUCAGCAGCCCUUGGAUCUGUCAAACUCUGUGAGCAGGAAGAGUGACGGUUUGAACAAGGUGCUCGGGGAUUCAGCUCUUGAUUUAAGCGUACAUCGGAAGAGCAGCGCCGAGCCUGAAUUAAAGGGAAGUUUAGCGCCACAGCCACUGAUUAAAAAGAAAAAGCCCAACACAAGCAUGCUUGAGAAAGUGCUUAUGAAUGAGUAUGUAGGUCUUACUUUGCCAGCAGAGGACGGCACUUCAACCUUACCAAACAUUAGUUGUGUUAAUUCUCCGUCAUCAAAUGUUGUGUCGGAGUCUGCUCACCCCUCUCCACCCUCUUUGACCCCUGUCAUCAUGAACCCCUCUUCCCCUGGUGGAUCCAGUGUUGCUUCCCUGACACCGCCUCCCCCUGUGCUUCCUACCAUACCAUCUCCCCUAGCUAUGCCUAGCUCGCCACUUUCUCAGCCUUCAGACUUUACAGCACCUAGACCACUUCCUGUCCUUUCACCAAAAAUGUCUCCAAGAUCAGUUGAACACACGCUCCAAUCAGACUCAGAGGAGAUAAUGUCAGCUGAAGAAAACGAAGAAGAGGAAGAGAACCACAUCCCUGAGCCAUCACAAUUCCAAAAGACUCCACUUAAAGAUGCCCUUAAUUUUUGCACCUCUGAGCCAACACCAGUAGAACUUCCAGCUACAGAAGCAGAUGUUUCUAUGACUGACACUUCAAACAGGCUGCUAAAUGGCAAAAUAAACCUCAACUAUGAAUCUGUUGCAGAUAAUUGUCUUGCACCUUCUUCAUCUCAGCCUGAGCCCUCAUCUUCCUCAUCACCUCUGUCUCCAGCACCACGUGAUCCAUCCCCAGCACCAGUAUCGCCAUCCCUCCCUCUGGUGAAGAUUAAAGCAGAGCCACAGUACAGCAUAGAUGAGCUGCCAGUUCUGAAUCAUGCAACUCAGGAUGUUGCAGACUCUUCACCUAAGCCUGCUGUUCCUGACAAACCAUCUGAUAAAACCUCGGAAGGGGAGGAAGUCGAUGCGACAUUCUGCAAGACCUUUGUGUGUAAUGUCUGCAAGGAGCCGUUCAACUCCAUCAAAGAGCUCAGUGGACACAUUUCGGAGCACGCUGCCGACUGGCCGUUCAAGUGUGAAUUCUGUCUGCAGCUGUUUGGUGACACCCCAGCCCUGCUGGCUCACCGGACGGCGCUACACGGAGUUGGAAAGAUCUUUGUGUGCUCUGUGUGUUCCAAGGAGUUUGCUUUUCUUUGUAACCUCCAGCAGCACCAGAAGGAUCUGCAUCCAAACGAGACAUGUUCACAUACCACUGUAGAGAGUGGCAAGCUUAGACCACAAAACUACACAGAUCCAUCCAGAGCCAAAGAGGAAAGCUGUCCAUCAACACCAGCACCAGAGGCGACUGAUGAAGCUGCUCCACAAAAUGACGACUCUGAUUUAGCAAAAGAAGAGCCUGAUGUUAAUGGUAAUCAUACAGAGGAAGGAGCGGAGGACCCCAAUGAGGAGCUGUACACUACAAUAAAGAUCAUGGCCUCAGAAGGAGGCAAGCCAAAAGGCCCUGAUGUCCGCUUAGGCAUUAACCAACACUACCCAAGUUACAAACCACCUCCAUUUCCUUAUCACAGCCGUUCACAUGCUGGCUCUGUGGCCUCAGCCACUAACUUUACCACUCACAACAUACCACAAACUUUCAGCACUGCCAUUCGCUGCACCAAGUGUGGCAACAGCUUUGACAACAUGCCCGAACUGCACAAGCACAUUUUGGCCUGUGCAAACGCAAGUGAUAAGAAGCGUUACACACCCAAGAAAAACCCCAUCCCCCUCAAGCAAAUAGUUAAGAGUCCUAAUGGGGUUGCGUCGCCCAUAGCAGCCACUGUAGGCCACAGUGCUUUCCGCAGAAUGGGUCAGCCAAAGAGACUUAACUUUAAUCAAGAUACAGGUAAAACAAAAAUGAGUGCCCUCAGUAAAAAGAAAAACCAGCUGGUGCAGAAGGCAAUUUCACAAAGAAAUAAAGCUGCCACCAGUGCAAAGAAGGCCGUCAUUAAAGUGGAAGAAGAGCCGGCCUCUAAUGUCUGCCCCCACUGCAGCCGUGAGUUUACCUAUCCUGCAAGUCUCAGUAAACAUAUGGCCAUCAGCUGUCCCAUGAAGCCUGUUGUUAAAAAGGGCAAAAAGGGUCCUGCAGAGGUUAAAAAAGAGGCAGUGUCUGUGGUAGAUAAAAACAUGAAUCUUAGAAAGAAAGCUUCAGACUGUGAAAUACUGCAGAUAGUGCCAGAGUCCAAACCCCUAGGAAAGACCAGAGCUCGUAGCUCUGGUGCAGCAGAACCUGAAUCCACCCAGACCAGCAAAGGAAAAACAGCCGCUACCCAGGGCCGUCAAAAGAGGCCUGCCUCGUUCCCAGCACCAGUUCCUGCUAGCAAAAAAACUAAGAAGGGCCAAGUUCAGUCUCUACCUCCCACCCCUACAGCCCCGGAAACUCCCAGUGACACGGCACCACAACGACCAGCCAUGAGAAUGCAGCGUGCGGGUAAGGAGGCAGCACCCAAGAGAUUAGCAGAGGCCAAGACGCCAACAACACAACAGCUGAAGAAAGAGGUGCGGUUACCACCUCGAACAAGGGAGAGAGUAGGUGGUCCAGUCACCAGGAGCUUACAAAUGGCCAGCACAGCUCCUUCUGCUGACGUGAAAACUGAGGAACCACCAAUUCAAGAGCCAAAAGAGACUCAGGAGUUUCUGAUGAAGUAAGCCAUGUGGACUCUUUUGAUCUUCCUGGGAUUAUGGUUCUCACCUCUCAGUUCUGGACUAAUCAAGGCACUGACAGCACCGAGGUGGCUCUUCAGUGGUGGGCUCAAUCACUCAAAAACAAGUGGAGUCUGCUUCUCUCACCUGCCUUUGUUGGAUUUAAGGAGGGAACUCUCUUUAUCUUCCAUCUUUUGAACUGAACUGAGCCUUGAUUUUAGCCAGCCUAGCAAAAAAAAGGAAACUGUACAUGACAAUGAGUUAAUAUAUACGAAAUGUGUCAUUACUUGACCCAAAACAGUAACAUUAGGGCUCCGUUAUUCUGGGAAGCUGAUAUAUUGCAAAAGGCAAUCAUGUAUCAGUUAGGGUUAGGGACUUGUUUAUUCUUUCGUUCCGUCUUUUCCCCGUUUGUUUAGAUUUCUGGAUGUUUCCAGAAUCUCUUGAUGCAUGUGCUGAAUAGAUAAUUAACUAGAUAAAGCCAAUUUCCAUGUCUUUCCCAAUGGGCACCUACUUCAGUUUAUACAUGAUUUACAAAGUAUGUAUGUUUGAUUUUAAUUUCUGUAGUCAUUAUAUUGUAGAAUAUAUCUUGUUGGCAAAUUUUUGUUUUGGAAACAAAAAUAGAAAUGGCAGUUGUUCACUGCAACAAUUGGUCCUCAGGAACACUGUAUAUGUGUGCGUGGUAAGUAUGUGUAUGGUUGGAUGUGUGGCCGGACAACUUUUCCUUUAGCCUAAAUCGCCAGUAUGUGUCAUGUUUUUUCUUUUUUUCUCAGAAGUUUUUCCUCAUUUGACUUAAAUAGGGAAUUCCAGCUGUAGAGUGAUGGGGAAUUAUGUUGAAGUCUCUUUAAAAAAAUAAUUUGUCACCCAUUCAACCUAGUGUUCGUACAGCACUUUAAAUUGAACUGCCAAAUUUCUUUUGCUUGAUCAGUAAGAUUGGCUUAAUUAAAUGGGAAAUCAUGGAAUGUAUUCAGGUCUGUUGCACCUUACAGACACGUGUGCAUCAGUCAUCAAAAAUUAAAAAAAACUCACAGCCUUUCUGCUAACAAAUCUCAAGGGAUUUAACGUACAAUGACACAUGAACCAACUUUUAUAUGCUUGAAUGCAUGAUGAUAACUCUAAUAGUUGAAUGCAGCAGUGUUUUGUAUUUUAUGUCCUUUGUAAGUGGACUAAACAAAAAGAUGUUUCAUGUGUCGUUUUUCUUUCCAGAGCCCUGCCACAGUAACGUAACUGAUGGACAAUGUCAUCUUUAUUUGUUUCUGUGAGUUCAUAUUUUUAGGAAACCUGCCAAUGCAAAGCUUCUUACUUUUUUUAGUGUCCCCAGUGUUCAUCCCUACUUGGUCACUCCCGGUCCAACCACAGAGACAGCAGACACACAGGCAGUGCUUUAACACUUGUAGCAUGUUAUUGGGAAAGUCAAUUGAUAAAUAUGAUUUGAAGCUAAUUUAUAUUUCCAUGAGAAAUCUUCAUGUUUUUCCUUUCAGCAUCAAGAUUAUGUAUUUUAAGGAUGAACAAAGACAAAAAUCCCGAAUGACCUCAAGUAAUAAACAUUGCUAUAAUUGACAUAAUAAAAAAAUGUUUUUCAAUUUC
Molecule: messenger RNA, 6726 nt
Organism: Labrus mixtus (cuckoo wrasse)
Lineage: Eukaryota; Metazoa; Chordata; Actinopteri; Labriformes; Labridae
Gene: prdm2b
Product: PR domain containing 2, with ZNF domain b
Exons: 7
Coding region: 4-5148 (1714 amino acids)
Cellular component (GO): nucleus
Molecular function (GO): protein binding; histone methyltransferase activity
Source: RefSeq, a predicted model, not a curated record